UUGAACCAAUUCUGUCCUACAAUCUCAGAAGUGACAAUCUGGGCUUCGUUUGCGCCGCAAGAACUCUUUUUACCUUUCAAUAUCGAAUCCGAGGACGAUGCUGCGGGUCAGAUGUCUGAGAGGAGGUAGCAGGGGAGCUGAAGCAGCUCACCUUAUUGGAGCUAUGCUGGGCCGAGCUGUGACUGGAUGGGUACAGAGGGCAUUCCAGAGCACGUCAAGUUCAGCAGCUGCCAUUCAGUCCCAGGUGAUUGUGGAGGACACUAUUACUGAACCCGUUACCCCGGAAUGUCCAGUCUGUGCCUUCAAUGAAUGGGACCCACUUGAAGAAGUCAUUGUUGGCAGAGCCGAGAAUGCACGUGUGCCCCCGUUUACAGUGGAGGUCAAGGCUAACACGUAUGAGAAGUAUUGGCCCUUCUACCAAAAAUUUGGGGGUCAGUUGUUUCCUGAGGACCACUUGACGAAAGCCAUUGCUGAAAUUGAGGAAAUGUGCAAUAUUCUCCGUCUGGAGGGGGUUACUGUGAGGAGGCCAGAGCCUAUUGACUGGUCUUGCCAAUACAGCACACCAGAUUUCACAUCUACAGGCAUGUAUGCAGCUAUGCCCCGAGACAUUCUUCUUGUUGUUGGAAAUGAAAUUAUUGAGGCUCCAAUGGCAUGGAGGUCCCGCUUUUUCGAGUACAGAGCCUACAGACCUCUCAUUAAAGAGUACUUCAGAAAAGGUGCAAAGUGGACCACAGCUCCAAAACCCACCAUGUCUGAUGACCUGUAUGAUCAGGACUACCCAAUUCGAUCUGUGGAAGACCGGCACAUUCUUGCCUCUCAAGGCAAGUUUGUCACCACUGAGCAUGAGCCUUGUUUUGACGCAGCUGACUUCAUCCGUGCUGGAAGGGACAUAUUUGUCCAGAGGAGUCAGGUGACAAACUAUAUGGGGAUUGAAUGGAUGCGUCGACACCUCGCACCCGACUACAACAUACACAUCAUCUCCUUCAAGGACCCCAACCCCAUGCACAUUGAUGCCACCUUCAACAUCAUUGGGCCUGGCCUGGUGCUGUCCAAUCCAGACCGGCCCUGCCGCCAGAUUGAUAUGUUCAUCAAGGCUGGCUGGACUGUGGUGAAGCCUCCAACACCUCUGAUUCCCGAUGAUCAUCCCCUGUGGAUGUCCUCUAAGUGGCUCUCGAUGAAUGUUUUAAUGCUGGAUGAAAAACGAGUCAUGGUAGAUGCCAAUGAAAUAUCUAUCCAAAAGAUGUUUGAACGCCUUGGAAUUAGACCAAUUAAGGUGAACAUUCGUCAUGCCAACUCCCUGGGAGGGGGAUUCCACUGCUGGACAACUGACGUGCGUCGCCGUGGUACCCUGCAGUCUUAUUUUAAUUAACCCAGUCAGAAAUUGACAGUUUUUAUUGAGCUUGCAAGGGUUCAGUACAAUGAAUGAUGAGCAAAUUAUUUUCCCUUGCAAAUGAAGUGCAUGAACCAUAUUGAUUAAACAGUGCUGUGUGUGACAGUGUUCUUGCAAAAAGCUUUGUUCAAAAAAUGGCAAUCAAAAACAUAUUAAUGGAACUGGAUAGCUCUCAAUAAUAACUGCAUUUCUGGCUGGCUGUUAACAUCUAUUGUAAUAAUUGACUUUUUUUCAUCAGAUUCCAUCAAUUAUACAAUAGAAAAGGAACACUUAAGGGUUACUUGCGGCUACAGACAUGGAUAGAGGAGGGAUUUUUGAAUGUUAUUCUACCUCCUUUAAGAAAACAAAUAUCCGAUUGUACACCAGACAUUGUUUCCAGUUUUUCCUUUAAAAUUUUGUAAAUUUCUUCAAAAAGACCAGAAAUGUUCAUUUAAAUAAUGAUAUCAUCAUAACAUGCAAUUAACUUGUUUACUCAGGUAUUUUCUAAUGUUUAUUUAUUGUUUUGUCAUUUAUAUUGGAUUCAUUGUUUCCCCUUCAAUUUAUGUUUUGAUAAGUAUUCUACAGAACUGUCGGAGGUCCAAAUUUAUUUCAUUAGCCUUCAAGCAUACCUUGUGUCUCAUUUCUUAUAUACAAUGGCAGCCUUUUGCCAGUUACCAUAUGCACCAUUUUACUUUUACUGGACUGCUUGGCUGCUUUUUUUUGCAUGUAUCUUUGUUAUGUUAAAACUUUUCAGAUUUACAAUGCACAUGCAUUUAUUCUUUAUUUGACUUGUCAAUUAUGCACAGCAAUGUCUUGUAUCUUUAUAGAUUUGUUAUUUUACCGAAUUGCAAUUGCUUGUCUGAGGUCAAGUAACAAUCAAUUCAACGAAUAAAACGUCGUGAAUGAAAUGUGAAAAAUGUUUUUUCCCCUCCAAAGUAUGCAUACGUCUUUAAAUGCCAAUAAAGAAUGAUUGCAAAAUUGA
Molecule: messenger RNA, 2351 nt
Organism: Anguilla rostrata (American eel)
Lineage: Eukaryota; Metazoa; Chordata; Actinopteri; Anguilliformes; Anguillidae
Gene: gatm
Product: glycine amidinotransferase (L-arginine:glycine amidinotransferase)
Exons: 9
Coding region: 98-1369 (423 amino acids)
Cellular component (GO): mitochondrion
Molecular function (GO): amidinotransferase activity
Source: RefSeq, a predicted model, not a curated record